Messenger RNA from Notechis scutatus (mainland tiger snake), 3057 nucleotides. RefSeq names its product transcription factor 7 (gene TCF7). Gene Ontology annotation, molecular function: RNA polymerase II cis-regulatory region sequence-specific DNA binding; DNA-binding transcription factor activity, RNA polymerase II-specific. Gene Ontology annotation, biological process: canonical Wnt signaling pathway; regulation of transcription by RNA polymerase II. The record is from RefSeq and is a predicted model, not a curated record. Gene Ontology annotation, cellular component: chromatin; beta-catenin-TCF complex. Lineage: Eukaryota; Metazoa; Chordata; Lepidosauria; Squamata; Elapidae.
AAUGCCCCAACUCAGCGGCGGAGGCGAUGAUCUGGGAGCCAACGACGAGAUGAUCGCCUUUAAGGACGAAGGGGAGCAGGAGGAGAAGAUCCAGGCCAACGCCUUCAUUGAGGGGGACCUGGCUGACCUCAAAUCAUCCCUGGUGAAUGAGUCGGAAAGCAGCGGCGGCGGCGGCAGCAGCAGCAACCGUCAGGCGUCCAACCCAGCAGCAACCGUGGCUGGAGCCGCCGCAGGAGCCCUUUCCGAGGCAAUCCGGCGGCUGCAAGAGCCUCAGCGAGUCUAUCCAGAAAAACUCCCGGAUCACAUGGAUGAUGGUUUAAAACAUCAGGACCCAGGGAUGUAUAAAGGAUCUCCUUAUUCUGGAUACCCUUUCCUCAUGCUGUCUGAUCCUUACCUGCCAAAUGGAUCUAUGUCACCUUUGUCUAACAAGGUUCCCGUAGUACAGCCAUCUCAUGGGGUUCAUCCACUCACCCCACUCAUCCCAUAUAGCAAUGAACAUUUCAGCCAUGGCUCCCAUUCACCACACCUGCCAGCUGACAUCAACCAGAAACAAGGUGUACACCGUCCUUCUCAAACAUCAGAUAUUUCUGGUUUUUAUUCCCUCCCUCCCAGUGGGGUUGGACAGAUAACACCUUCUGUGGGAUGGCAGAGCCAGCCUGUCUGCCCUUUCCAGUCAUGUGGAUUUAGACAGCCCUAUACGUCGGCGCUUUCUGCUGGGGCUACUUUCUCCAGGAUUACACAUCCUUUGAUGCUUAGCUCUGGAAUGCAUGCACCAGGCCUCCCACACCCGGGCAUCACAUCUCCAUCUGGGAAACAAGAAAUGGAUCAUUACGACCGAAGCAUGAAGUCACAAUCAGAACCCAAGAGAGAAAAGGAAGCUAAGAAGCCUACCAUUAAGAAGCCUUUGAAUGCUUUUAUGUUGUACAUGAAAGAAAUGCGGGCAAAGGUCAUUGCUGAAUGCACCUUGAAGGAAAGCGCCGCAAUCAACCAAAUUUUAGGAAGACGGUGGCACGCAUUGUCACGAGAGGAGCAAGCCAAGUAUUAUGAACUGGCCCGCAAGGAAAGGCAGCUUCACAUGCAGCUUUAUCCUGGCUGGUCUGCAAGAGAUAACUAUUCUUCUUCAGGCUCUCCAUCCCGUGAUCACAUACAGUUUAAUUCAGGGCCCCUGGAAUUCAGCAGCACUUCCUGGCCAGCUUCUGCGGCAAGGGGUAAAAAGAAAAGGCGAACAAGAGAAAAGCAGCAAGAUUCCAAUUCAGAUCCUGCCUCUCCUAAGAAAUGCAGAGCUCGUUUUGGCCUCAACCAUCAAAUGGACUGGUGCGGCCCAUGCAGGAGGAAAAAGAAGUGCAUUUGGUACCUACAAGGAAAAGGACACUGCUCCAGCCCAGUUUCUUCCAAUGGAAGUACUAUAGAUUCCCCUCCUUCCCCUUUGGAUGUGCUCCAGUGUACAUCCCCUGCUUUUAUUCCAAACAAGCUUGCUGCUCCUGCUGAUCUUAUACAUCAAAACCAAGCCAAUCCUUCUUCUUUACCUGCACAUCUCAAAACUGCUACAAGCACAUCAGGACCUCCUUCUAAAUGUUCAACAAUGCCUCAUAAAUCCAUAGUGCCAGGUGAAUCCUCAGGGGACAAUAUGGUAUCAAUAGGAACAUAGUACUAAUGGGAUAACAAGGUGCACAGAUUCAUCAGGCACUUUGCUGAUUGGUUCUGCUGCAUACAGAAGCUACAGAGACAACUUCAGCCUGCCAUCAAAUGGUAUAGUCUUAAAGUCAGUCAAAAGCCAGAUCAGAAAACAACACUGCAGCAUUAAAAGUGUUGCCUAAAUAAGGACAUCAACAGUCUCUUUGAAAAGUAUGAAGAUAAACUUAAUUCUGGUCAGUAACUGAAUUAUUUGAUCCCUUUUCCAACUGAGAUAAAAACAAAAUGCACUGAUCUAAUUGCAGAUGAGAGGUGCAAUAAAUGUUAAGGCAUUUAUUAAACUAUUAUAGUCAAAGUCCUGAGGUUCAGCCAUCCAAUAGAUAUUACACAUUACAAAAGCAGUUGUUGAAUGACAAACUCAAAUGCUCCACAGAAAAAGUAUAAAGCAGCUUGUAAGAAACUAAAAUAUUUAAUGCCUCAUCUUUGGGAUCAAGGGUGGAUUGCGUUAACAAAUGUUUAUUCCAGCAGCUUUAUUAGGUGAUAAAAUAGGAGAAAACACUGGCUGUGAAAGUCUAUCUACUAUUCCAGACAUAGGGCUGUGUGCAUCACAAUUUUUCAGCUAUAAAGAUUUUUUAUGCUAUCUACUGUAAAAUAUGCAAAACCCAAAAAUACUUAUUUUUCACAGUUUACCGUACUUUUGCUAUGUAAUCAAUGGGAAAUAAAAAGGAUAUAAGCUGUGCCUCUAAUCAUUAAAAAUUUACUUUGCAGUCUUUGUGGCUUCUUAAAAGCUUGCCAAGAUUUACCCUCCUUCUAUUUCAAGCCAAUUGUGAUCGCGCACUCUACCUAUAGUCAUUUCUGCAACUGCAGUAUUGAAGCCUAGUCGUAUUCCUCGUUCUCUGUAUCCUUUUUGUCCAUUCUACAGGGAAGAUAUUUAUUUGAAAGUUAUACGCUUCCCCAGAGCCCAAUUCAUUUUCAGUGCUAAGCAAAGUUGAUUGCUUGGAACUUUAAACACAGAUGGUCCCUUUCUGGUGCUUACUUUAGGGAUGGUAGUUUUUCUCAGAGGACAAAUAUAGUCACACAUCGAUAACCAAACCCAACAUACUGAGAUAAUACUGGACUGGAAGGAAAAUUCAUAAUGUGAGUAACUGAAAUGGGUGAGUCACUUCAUUAUAAUGAUAUUUUAAUGAACCUUGCAUUAACCUUUCUGGGAGUAAAGGAAGUUGCAAAAUCACAGCCCUGAAGAGUUUGCAACUCUUUAUGACUUGAAACUAAACCAAUUUGCUCCAUCUGAAAGGACCUCAUUUUUAGGAAGAUUAGAAAGAGACUAUAAUGCUGACAGGUUACAAUUUGAAAGUAGCAAGAAAGCUGAUGAUAAAUGAAUCAAAGGUAGAAUUGCAGGUUGAUCCUCCUAAUACUUGCAUGAUG